GUCAGACAGGUCUGCUGACGGAGGAGGACUGUCGGAGGCAUCGUGUGCUCCGCUCCUAUCUCUAUAUCGGAGGGACCGGGAGGGCUUUUGCACCUCCCGCCUCCGGUCUGCAUGGCGUGGCGUUUCCCCGGUUGCAGCGAGUCCCGCUUUUCUUCUUCCCAGCCCGGCGCGGCGCAAUGAGCCUAAGGGUGGCCUAGGAGGUGGUUUCCUCCUCUGCAAAAAAGGGACCGAGAGGUUCUUGCCCUUCCCGACUCUCUCCCAUCCACUUUUUUUCCCUUUUUUUUGGCACAAGGCUUUGUAAUGUGGGAAUGUAAAUAAUAUGAGUUUAUCAUACAACUGUGUUUGUUGUGCGUGGAGAAAGAAACCUGCAGCAUGUCGAAAAGCCACAAGCAGCCAUCCGUGGCCUUCGGUCAGGUAGUGAUUGGGCCUCCUGGCUCUGGGAAAACCACCUAUUGUCAUGGCAUGCAGGAAUUCCUCUCUGCAAUUGGGCGCAAGGUAGCUGUGGUGAACCUGGACCCAGCGAAUGAAGGGAUUCCGUUCCAGUGUGCUGUAGAUAUCUCUGAACUGAUCACCUUGGCUGAUGUGAUGGAGAAUUUGAAACUUGGCCCCAACGGUGGCUUAAUCUACUGCAUGGAGUACCUAGAGGCGAAUUUUGACUGGCUGCAGGAGAAACUGGACCAACUGAAAGGACAUUACUUCUUGUUUGAUUGCCCCGGACAAGUGGAGCUCUGCACCCAUCAUAAUUCAUUGAGAAACAUCUUUGCUCAACUUGCUAAGUGGAAUUUCAGGUUGGCUGCUGUUCAUCUGGUAGAUUCGCAUUACUGCACCGAUCCUGGCAAAUUCAUCUCUGUUCUCUGCACUUCCCUUGCCACAAUGCUGCACGUGGAGUUGCCCCACAUCAACAUCCUCUCCAAAAUGGACCUUAUUGAGCAGUAUGGGAAGUUAGCAUUUAAUCUAGAUUAUUACACAGAGGUUCUUGAUCUGUCCUACUUAGUGGACCACUUGGCCUCAGAUCCAUUCUUCAGGAACUACCAACGCCUGAACGAGAAGCUGGUGGGAGUGAUUGAAGACUACAGUUUGGUCUCUUUUGUUCCUCUCAAUGUCCAGGACAAGGAGAGCAUGCGGUGUGUGAUGCAGGCAGUGGACAAAGCCAAUGGUUACUGUUUUGGGGACUCUGAACACAGAAACCUCAAUGUCUUGAUGUCGACAGCAAUGGGAGCUGAUUUUCAAUUUACAUCCACCCUGGCAGUCCAGGAGAAGUAUGUGCAGCCAGAGGAGAAAACGGUGGAGCAGGAAACUUUAGACAUGGAACUUGCCAGUUAACAGCAGUCACUGAAGGAGGGUCCAAAGUGGUCUCUCAGGAAGAGCAGCCGGGAGCGGUGCUCCCUCUGAGGGAUUCCCAGGUUUGGUGCAGGAAUGAACAGGCCACCAUUACUGAGUUCCUUCUAAUUCUGGUGUAAUGAGGAGCCAGGUGUUUCUGAUAAGAAACUUGUACGGUUGAUGACCAAAGAGCAGCUGGCAAGGUGAUACGAUUUGGCACCUGCUAGUUGUCAGAGAUGACCGUUCAGUGCUAGCAAAAUUGUUGUCCUAGAACAGGGGUCCCCAGACUUGGCAACUUUAAGAAGCAUAGCUGGCUGAGGAAUUCUGGGAGUUGAAGUCCACAAGUCUUAAAAGUUGCCAAGUUUGGAGACCUCUGGCCUUGGACAGAGCAUUAUCCUGCUUUAUUUCACUGAGAAGCUUUUGAGAAUUCUCUCUGCUACCAUUCCACAACUGGGAGCCUUCCAAAUGUUUCGGGGGGGGGGACGGGACGGGACGCUUUUACUAAUGAUAUUCUUUGGCCAUCAUCUCAAAGGGAAUCGUUGGGAAAGGCUGCUGUGUUCUGUCAGAUCUCUUUCUUCGUGAUCUGUUUGGUGGUCUGACCUGCUUCUGGCUGCUUUGGAUUGUGAUGAUGAGGAAAAGCAUGAGAUCUGGGUAUUGUUGAGAAGGGUAUCUUUUGAGGCUUUUUUUUUUUUUGAUGCUGCCAAAGAUUUUGGAUUUUGGAGAGAGGAAUGCUAAAUAAAGAAGUUUUUGAACCUUCUUUUUCCAACUUUGGUGCAUUUGUAUGAUACUUUAUAUAGACAGACAAGCUUGGAACAGUGGGAAUUCCCCCUCUGCAAUAUAUGGGGUAGAAGAGAAAACCAGUAUUUGCAGAUUUUUUAGGUGCAGUAUAAAACAGCCAGACUGAAUCAAAAACAUCAAACACCCCUGGUUGCUGCCAUGUUUUCCAAGUUAGUGGAAACUUGGAAGUCAAGAGCUACUGGCAAAAUCAAGGCAUUAACUUUCCAAGAUAGCGCCAUGUUAGUGCCAUACCGAUAGUGAGUUGAAGUCCACACAUCAAAAUGUCCCAUGUUUGAAAAACAUUCAUUUAAAAAGUCCACAUUGGUAUGGGUGCAAUAACUUCUUCCUGCACAUGUAGAAUUCGAAGCUUUCACUCUACUGGAUUUGUAUAACCUGUUUUAAAACCUGAAUUGGCCUCAUUGUUAAGACCCAUUGAUUUUUUGCACUGAUGUGAAGAAGUACUAUUAUAAUCCAUCUCAGAUCCUUCACUGUCAUUGAACCUCCCUAGAUUCUCAUUUUACAAGAAAAAGAAAAUAACUUCAUUUGAAUUACUUUCUUCCCAUGAAGCAUACUUUGUGUAUCACCAUGUCUGUUCUUCUCUUGCCAUUUAUUUCUGAAUAAAAUAUCUCUAAAACA
Molecule: messenger RNA, 2733 nt
Organism: Pseudonaja textilis
Lineage: Eukaryota; Metazoa; Chordata; Lepidosauria; Squamata; Elapidae
Gene: GPN2
Product: GPN-loop GTPase 2
Cellular component (GO): cytoplasm
Molecular function (GO): GTPase activity
Source: RefSeq, a predicted model, not a curated record